AUGUUUAUUAUUGUCAUGAACUCUCUCAGCCUCCGGCUGGCUGAAGUCCCGCUACUGCAGCACGGCUUCUUCGCGGAUGACCUCACCCUGAUAGCCCGACACAGCGACCGAGAGAUCAUGACAACCACCCUACAACAGGGGCUAAACGUGGUGGCAUCUUGGACGAAGCAAUACUUCAUGGAGGUUAACGCAUCCAAGACGAAGUAUGCAUUCUUCGGGACCACAAGUGCAAACCCCUUUGCACUCCUUUACAACGGCGCACAGGUCACCAUGGAACGGCUCCCGACACUGCUGGGCAUCACAUUCCAGAAAUGCCGUGGAAUGAGCUCACAUGUAGCACGCCUACAGCAGCAGAUCAACCAGCGACUCAUGCAGCUAGCGGCCGUCUCAUCCUGCAGCUGGGGACCGAAGAGAGACACACUGCGUGCCUUCUACUUGGCUCUAGUGCAGGCCAAAGCAAUGUAUGGUAUAGAAGUAUGGUACUGGGACGCAUCAUCCACCUCGCGAACAACGCUUAAUGCCGGGCAGUACAAAGCCUGUAAAAUAAUCGCCGGCAUUCCUAAAGGUAGCCGCACAGAAGAUGCGUUGCUUGAGGCCAACUCGCAGCAGCUCAGUACGAUGCUACUGGCACAUAGCCUCAAAUACAUGUUUUUGUACAAAGCACAAGGAGGAGCCGUGCGCAAUAGUGCUAAAGCAGUAUACCCGACGGAACACCCCGUACGACAACUUUAUACCACCAUCAUGGCACAAUACCCAGAACUCCAUAUUGAAGCACGAUUCCCACCCCUACCACUCUCCAAGCUGCAACGGGCAUCUCGAGCCCUGUUCCAUACAUCGAUCGAAUGUGUCACUGAUAAUAGCCCGGACGGCGUCAAGCUUCAAGCAUGUACCAGAUGGAUUGCUCAACGCUUCAGCCAGAAAGUUUCUGCUCCACCCGAGCGUCUGCACGACGAACUGGGGACAGUUGUCUCUGUCGAACUAGGAGUGAAAUCCGGUAGAGCAGCCAUGAUUUACUUCAACGGGAAGGGCGUGGCCCAGGCGAAGGCUGACGAACGAUCCAUGGUGUGGAGUUGCCGUAGUAAAUUUGUUGCGCCCUUUAUAGGCAUUCAGACAUUGCUGGAAAUCAUUCCCCGUCGCAGCAUUCGGCCUUGCAGAGCCUCCAUCUUCACGGAUCCCCUGUCACUUCUCAUGGCACUCCAAACAGGUCCCCUGAUAGUAACAGGCCCCAUAUUAUCAAUGAAAUAG
Trypanosoma grayi is the source of this 1245-nucleotide messenger RNA. Its product is annotated as Tbingi protein. The record is from RefSeq and is a predicted model, not a curated record. The transcript has a single exon. Lineage: Eukaryota; Euglenozoa; Kinetoplastea; Trypanosomatida; Trypanosomatidae. Bases 1 to 1245 code for a protein of 414 amino acids.